This is a messenger RNA of Bombyx mori (domestic silkworm), 2218 nucleotides long. Its product is annotated as calcium load-activated calcium channel. Gene Ontology annotation, biological process: endoplasmic reticulum calcium ion homeostasis. The record is from RefSeq and is a predicted model, not a curated record. The coding region runs from base 1604 to 2155 and encodes 183 amino acids. Lineage: Eukaryota; Metazoa; Arthropoda; Insecta; Lepidoptera; Bombycidae. Gene Ontology annotation, molecular function: calcium channel activity. The transcript has 6 exons. Gene Ontology annotation, cellular component: endoplasmic reticulum; cytoplasm; endoplasmic reticulum membrane.
AAAUUAUAUUUCUAAUUUCACUAAAGACUCUUAAAGAAGGAUGUGGAAUAUAAACGGAAACAUAACAAAUAUUAUUAACAAUAGCAGCAAUGAUAGAAAAAUCAUCACUGUGUGAAGGAAGAGGAAGAGGAGAUAUAAGAUAAACAAUUUGACUGGAGAAAGCUGUUGGCGUCUAAAUAAUUAUGAAAAGAAAGAGACAUUUUGUUUCUUCCUAUCCUUUUCAAACUGCCAUUUACAAUUUUUUUAAAAGAAUUUUUUUUUAAAAACCUGCCGAACACAAUAGGAUGCAGAUUGGUGCCGUCGUCUUCCGCAGACUGUAUUUUAUGAACAUGCACAAUGUAAGGGCCACGAUCAUUGCAAUCAUAAUUAGUCCUGCCUAUUUGUGUGGGAGCGUGGGAAGGAGAAUUUACGUUAUCGGGAGUAGAAGAUGGUAAAUUAUUCAUGGGGACCUUUAUAAACUCAUCAUUACAAUGACAAUCAGUGUUUUUUAAUGCAUCAUUAUUAUGUUUCCUUUUCCUCUUAUUACAUUGCUUGCAUAUCCUAUGAAGAUAAUUUCGUUUUAAUUUUCGUUUGGAUACCGACGAACAGUCGGAAUCCAUUCCAGAUUCGUUAGAAAUUGUAACAAAUGCUCCCACAGGGGGCACUGUGCCCCCUGGGUCUGGCGGCUCGUUCAUAAAAGUAUUCAGAAAAAACUUACCCUACGUAGAAAAGAUAAAUAAUAAAUAUAGGAAUAACACUAAUCUAAAAUUCACAACUUAGAACUAUUCUGAUUACUAAUUACAAUAAAUCUACAAUUUAAUUUGAAAAAAAUUUAAAAACCGCGCCCGCCAAGUUCGAACGUUUCCCGCGCUUUUUCGAGAAAAUAUUAUAGUCGGAUUUUUAAUUAGACGAAGCUAGCUGACAGUAGCUAAUGUCACUUUGUGAAAUAAUGUUGCUAUAUUUAAAGUAAUAGUGAUGCGUUCAGUUCUCGUUCAAUCACAAAUGAACUAUGAGUGUGAAGAGUUAAUCAUUAAUUUCAAACUAUAAAAGAGUAUUAUUUAUAUUUUACAAUAAAAUUGUAUUAGAGUGCUCCAAUAUAUGUUGCUAGUAGUAUGUAACUACAAUCAGCUUUUUUAUUUUCAUUACCUACCUAUAAUUGUUAUAUUUUAUACAUCUAUAAUUUCAACUAUAUGAUGUAUUGGAAAUAUGACAGUCUUACAAGCUUCCUCGCAGUGUUUUUCUUAAUUAAAACACUCGGUAUUCAGUACAGCUAGAUACUAUAGGAACAUAAUAUUUCGUCGAAAAAUCAUUGGUAUGUACAAAGCACGCCUAAAAUUCGAACCCCGUACCCGAUAUCGGCAAUUCGGCACACCAACUGUUCACUAGACAAGUGAACAAUUUCAUUAAUUCAGGAGUUUUUUCAAUCGUUCACUUUGUCACAACACUAUUUUUAUUUCAUCAAAAACUGACAACACAGUAAACGUCAGUUGACUUCGUCUAAUAAAAAAUCCGACUAUACUUAUCUACUGUAUCUACAUUAUGUAGAUUUAUUCUCAAAACAUUCGAAAUAAUAAAUUUAAAUUCAUUUUAAGUGUAUCUUUCAUUAGACUAACGAUUUUGCAAAAUGUGGAGCGAUUCUCUCUUAAUAGUUUUCAUCUCUAUCUGCACUGCGUUCUUAGGAGAAGGCUUAACAUGGGUCUUAGUCUACAGAACGGAGAAAUAUCAAAAACUGAAAGUGGAAGUCGAACGACAGAGUAAAAAAUUAGAGAAACGUAAGGAAGCUCAUGGAGACUCACUAGACAGACAACAAAAGAAAAAAAUUGAAAGAGAAGAAGAGAGACUCAAAAACAAUAACAGAGACUUGUCUUUGGUGAAAAUGAAAUCAAUGUUUGCAAUUGGUUUUGCUUUUACUGCCUUGCUCAGCAUGUUUAAUAGUAUAUUUGAUGGCAGAGUAGUGGCUAAACUUCCAUUUUAUCCUAUUUCAUGGAUUCAAGGUCUGAGCCAUAGGAAUUUACCUGGUGAUGAUUACACAGAUUGUUCUUUCAUAUUUUUGUACAUUCUGUGUACAAUGAGCAUCAGACAAAACAUACAAAAGUUGCUUGGUUUUGCACCUUCUCGAGCUGCUUCAAAACAAGGUGGUGCUCUAUUUGCUGCACCUCAGACACAAUUCAAAUGAGGUUUUAAAUUAAAUAUCGAAUUUUUGUAGUUUUAAGUUAUAAUAAAUAGAUAUUAUCAUUGA